Messenger RNA from Coregonus sp. 'balchen', 5999 nucleotides. NCBI's taxonomy places the organism in Eukaryota, Metazoa, Chordata, Actinopteri, Salmoniformes, Salmonidae. The record is from the annotation of a GenBank genome assembly.
UUAAAAUCCACUGUGGCUGCAGAAGGCUUCAAUACAUGAACGAUUAUCAACGGCCAUCAUCACAACUCCUGGCACCAUAUUAUUAUUGUUGAAAGAAUAAUACACAGGAAAGGAAUUCGUCAGAAAAUGACUGACAUGAACACUGGUGAAUGAUAAUGCAGAGAAUAAAAGACGGUAGCCAAUUGGGUUUAAGAAGAACGGCGGGAUUUCCUGUACGUGACUCUUGGAGGCCCCACCCUUUGUGUUUCCCUCACAGUAAAUCAAAACAGAAAAAAUUGACUAGAAUCUACGAUUGCAGCUGCCAUCGAUUAAUGUAAUCAUGUUUGGCGUGUGAUAAUACCGAGAUUCUGCGAAAUAAAAUAAUUCACGCAAUGACUGGUAUGUAAUAUUCAACAUAACAUCGGUAUGUCUGUGUACCCUUUAGCUAAGCUAAUGUUAGCUAACUAACUGGCUAAUCGUUUUCAACAGUUUAGCCAACAGUAAACGUUAGCCUGCAUGCUAGCCACAACAAUUAUCACAUAGCUACUUAUGAUUCGUAGCUAAAUGGCUUCCGUUUGAUCAUCAACUCAACAACCGCAACUGUAACGGAGGUCAGUCCAGCUUGAAGUGUAUAACGUUAGUGGAAUAACUAAAAACCAAUGUGCUGCCUUUUUCCGUGUGGAGAUUGAACUUAACUCUGGUUUGUUUUGCUUCGAUUCCUUCUUUCUGUGAUGUGUAGCCCCAGAACAGCCAGUGAAACAAGAGGAAAUGGCUGCCUUGGACAGCUGUCAACGCGAGUUUCUGCAGCAAGACGGUGGCACAGGAGACCAGGUACUGUUUAGAAAUUGUCCGCGUGUGCUUCUCGGUCAGGGUUUCAGUAAGUGCGUGGUGCUUUGUGAAGUUCACACGUUUUAAAUUUUGUAGUAAAAGUCGAACUUCCUGUGUGGCUCCGGACUAACGGCCACCCACUUUCUUCGUUUUAAACCCGCCCAUUGUGGGUAGGACACUCAGCCAUCACCGCUCGCUCUGCUGGCAGCUACCUGCAGCAAGAUCGGGUCGCCAUCGUCAGAGGGGGAUAACGGUGCUAUAGUGGUAAGUCACCACCUCUGGCUCUGCUAGAAUGUAUGUAAUCGACCCCAAAAUCUAGAUAUCUUUUUUAAAUAGAACGCGAGUGGUGUCGGCAGAGCUGUAGUUCAGCCUAGUGUGCUGUUGUGAAUGAGAUAUUCCCAAAAGGCACUCAUGCAGUGUGCUCAUAUUUUGAUCACACACUAUAAAUUAGGGUUCUCAUGCACCUUCUAGACAAACAUGAAUCUGGUCAUGAAACGCCUCUAAACCAAUCUUCAAAUCUGUUGCUAAAUCGUGUGAACAAGCAGCACCAAACUCAAAACGUUUGAUUUUUAUGCAAAUACAUGAUAUAUUUUAAAUUGUAUUUAAUAAUAACUCUUAAUGCCAUGUAUUUUCCAACUGGCUAGAUUUCUGAAUACAAUAACUAUUUGGCUUGCAGUUUAUGUAAGUCAAUAUUUCACUGCUAUGUCUAACAUUAACAUUACAUAAUGAAUCACAACAUUGCAAUCUGCAUCUUCUAUGCAAAUGCAUUGUUUUAUUCACCAAAACAAUAUUUUUUCUUCCACAGACUACAAACCUAACAUCCAUCCAGUUAACAGGGAACCCAGAUAGAUGGGAGGUUUUGACCCCCACAACAGCAGUGAACGAGGAACCUGGCAUGGUCCAAAUCCAGAGUCAACGGAUUGUGACAUCAAACGGACAGUAUGUUCUUCCUCUCCAGAACCUUCAGAGCCAACCGAUCUUUGUAACAUCAGGAAGCGACACCUCCGCCAACGCAGUGCCUAACAUUCAGUACAUUCAGACAGCUGAUGGACAGCAACUAAGCUUCUCCACCUCCUGUGUGGAGGGGGCCACUCUGAGCCAAGAUGCCACAGGGCAGAUCCAGAUCUUGCCCAGCGGAACUCAAACUAUAAGUGUGACAGGGGCUGGAGACAUCCUUACUAACAACCAGAACCUCAUAUCACAGACUGGUCAGGUCCAGCAGAUCCAGGGAGUUUCUAUCGGCAGCUCCACCUUUAACAACCAGGGUCAGGUUGUCACUAAUGUGCCUAUGGGGUUGCCAGGGAACAUCACCUUUGUCCCCAUUAACAGUGUGGACUUGGACUCCCUGGGCCUCUCUGGUGCUCAGACUAUAGCAACAGGGGUCACUUCUGAUGGCCAGCUGAUCAUGACCAGUCAGCCUGUAGACAGCUCUGAGAAUUUGGAGAAGACAGCUGACCAACUCUCACAAACUCUAUCUGUAAAUGACUCGAAUGCUAACACAGAAAUGUAUGUACCAACGUCCUCGGCCCAGCUGCCUGAGACCAUAGAUGAGACGGGUGUUCUGACCCAAGCCACAGAGCAGACGGAUCCCUCUGGUCUCCAGGAGAGCUACAUUCAGCAAAACGAAGUUCAGAACAUCCAGGUGUCCUCAGGCCAGUCCAUCAUCCAGCUGCAGCAGGUGCCGGUCCAGACCAGCGAUGGGCAGGUGGUGCAGGCAGCAGGUGGGCAGAACGUGCAGCUCUUCAACCCAGGGACCUUCAUAAUUCAGGCCCAGACCGUCACACCCUCAGGCCAGAUCCAGUGGCAGACCUUUCAGGUGCAGGGGGUCCAGAACCUGCAGAACCUCCAGCUGCCCACCAACCCAGCCCAGCAGAUCACCCUGGCCCCAGUGCAGGCCCUGUCUCUGGGCCAGGGAGGAGCGCAACAGAUCCCCAACCUGCAGACUGUGACAGUCAACUCUUUGGCCCAGACAGGCAUUCAUUUCCAACAGGCAGAGGACACUGAUAGCCCUGGAGGUAUAGUCUCCUCCUCAAUCAUCAAUAAGACAUGCCCACCAUUAUAGUGUAGAACACUGUUGGUUGUAUAUAGGAAACCAUGGGGGUCUGGAAAAAAAAGAGAAUCUGCAGGAAGUACUAUUUACAGUAUUGAGUCAUCGGACAGGAGCCUCCUGAGGUAUAAGGCAUUAGUUACGCUGCUCUGGUGAAGAUUAUUAUCUGUAUGUCACGUUGUUGUUUUCUUUGUAAGAAAAUUAUUUUCAGACUUGUAAAUGUACACACAUUUAACAAUAGAACACUAAACUUUGCAGGUCUUUAAACAAUUCUCUGACCAUGUAAUUAACACCCUUUUUAUAGAUCUGUGAGAUAUAAUUUAAGCAUAUUAUUAAUUCUUUGAAGAUUUAAAGGGAGUGUUAAUUAUCAAAUGGUUUUGUCAAGCUAUCCAUCCCACACAUUGUCAAGUUUGAACAAGGGUUUUGAAUUUGUUCAUAGCCAAACUGUCCGAAAAUCUUUUAAGCAUUUAGCGAAAAAGCACUUUUCACUGUGUGGCUUUUGCAAUCCAUUUAGCGUGCAAUUGUUAAUGCUUGUGUUCAUAUUGAUGUGUGGAUUGAUUGGUCUCCCUCCAGACAUCCAGAUAAAGGAGGAGCCAGAUUCAGAGAACUGGCAGCUGGGCAGUGACUCCACUCUGAACACCAGUGACCUGUCCCACCUGCGUGUCAGGCUAGUGGAUGAGGAGGACCAGCUCGACGAGGGAGGCAAGAGGCUACGCAGGGUGGCCUGUACCUGUCCCAACUGCAAAGAGGCUGGGGGGAGGUGAGUGAAUUCAUUUUAUAUCGGCUACUGUUAGAGUGCUCAACAGCUUAUAGUGGUCAGAAAUCACUGGAUGGAAUCUUUCCUAUACUAAUGAUGUUUAAAUUACAGGUUUUGGGGUCUGAAUGUGAAAUAUAAAUGUUUUCAUAUAUUUUGUAUUACCUCAAUUACCCCCCUCAAUCUAACACAGUCCUACUGUAACAACAUUCCUUUCUCAAAAUAAUCUUAUGUCUUCCAUUAGCCCCCGAAAAGUUGCACGUCUUGACUGUUGACCGGUCACCAGCAUUGGUGCGCAAAGGCCAAAAAUACAGAGCAAAUUCAAGUCUAUUUGGCUAUACGUACAGUAUAUGAGUGUGUUUUUUUGAUAUAUUAGUGUGUUUGUAUGUGUUCUCUCAGAGGAUCCAACAUGGGCAAGAAGAAGCAGCACAUCUGUCACAUUCCGGGCUGUGGGAAGGUGUACGGGAAGACGUCCCACCUGCGAGCGCACCUGCGUUGGCACUCUGGGGAGCGACCCUUUGUCUGCAGCUGGAUGUACUGUGGGAAGAAGUUCACGCGUAGCGACGAGCUGCAGAGACACAGGAGAACACACACAGGUGCACUCUCACUCACAUCAACAUUUGCAUUACAUUUUACAUUUGAAAACCUACCUUGUAGGUUGCAAUUUGCACCUUGCAUCCUCUUCUGUCUUCUGAAAUAUAUAAUUUAGUACAGUAGCAUUACAGUACAUUGUAGUGAUUUAAAGUGAUAUACAGUGAACAAAAAUAUAAACGCAACAUGCAACAAUUUAAAAGAUUUUGAUGAGUUACAGUUCAUAUAAGGAAAUCCAUCAAUUGAAAUAAAUUCAUUAGGCCCUAAGCUAUGGAUUUCACAUGACUGGGAAUACCUUUAAAAAAUUGUGUACAGAUCCUUGCGACAUGGGGCUGUGCAUUAUCAUGCUGAAACAUGAGGUGAUGGCGGAGGGUGAAUGGCACGACAAUGGGCCUCAGGAUUUCAUCACGGUAUCUCUAUGCAUUCAAAUUGCCAUCGAUAAAAUGCUAUUUUGUUCAUUGUCCAUAGCUUAUGCCUGCCCAUACCAUAACUCCACCGCCACCAUGGGGCACUCUGUUCACAACAUUGACAUCAGUAAACCGCUCGCCCACACGACACCAUACACAUUGUCUGCCAUCUGCCCGGUACAUUUGAAACUGGGAUUCAUCCGUGAAGAGUACACUUCUCCAGCGUGCCAGUGGCCAUCGAAGGUGAGCGUUUGCUCACUGAUGUGGGUUACGACACCGAACUGCAGUCAGGUCCAGACCCUGGUGGAGGACGACGAGCACGUAGAUGAGCUUCCCUGAGACGGUUUGUGAAGAAAUUCUUUGAUUGCAAUCUCAGUUUCAUCAGCUGUCUGGGUGGCUGGUCUCAGACGAUCCCGCAGGUGAAGAAGCCGGAUGUGGAGAUCCUGGGCUGUCAUGGUUACACGUGGUCUGCGGUUUAAUCCGCUUCUUCAUAUGCCACAUCUGUCAGGUGGAUGGAUUAUCUUGGCAAAGGAGAAAGGCUCACUAACAGGGAUGUAAACAAAUUUGUGCACAAAAUUGUAGCGAAAUAAGCUUUUUGGGCAUAUGGAAAAUUUCGGGUGUCUUUUAUUUCAGAUUAUGAAACAUGGGACCAAAACUUUACAUGUUGUGUUUAUAUUUUUGUUCAGUGUUUAUAUUUUUGUUCAGUGUAGUAUGGUCUGUCCUACUAUUAACCCAAGUCUGGUCUCUGUCUGUGACAGGGGAGAAGAAGUUUGUCUGCCCGGAGUGUUCUAAGCGCUUUAUGCGGAGCGACCACUUGGCCAAGCACAUUAAAACACACCUGAACAAGAAAGGAGUCAUGAACUCUGUGAGCAGUGCGGUGGUGGCCUCCAUGGAGUCUGCGGGCUCGUCAGACAGCAUCAUCACGGCGGGCGGCACUACCCUCAUCCUCACCAACAUCCAGCAGGGCUCCAGUAAUGCCCAGGACAUCCUGGCCAAUGCUGAGAUCCCCCUGCAGCUAGUCACCGUAGCAGCCGGAGAAGUCCUGGAGAGGGCCGAGUCACAGUGACACUCAUUAACUCUUCAUGAACUUCUGCAUCAUUCAUUUUCCCCGCUUUUUUUUAUUUUAUAUACAAACAUGAAUAUAUAUUAUAUUUUUAAGAAGAAUGAUAGCAUUAAAUGUGGUUACAAUACAUACCCACUAAAAUGCCUUAUUUUGUAUCAUAUUGUGGAGUUGAAAAGGUGGAACAGCAUGUGGUUUUUAAGAUACUGUCAAUUGCUUAAAGGUUUGAGUUAAAUGUGUAUACAAAUAUUGUUACAGAAAUUAAGCGAUUGGAUAUUGCCAGUCUAAAGCCCUUGUUGAUAUGUGUUUUAAUGACAGCCAUGGUUAGGUCUG